AUGGAUGGGCCUGCCGGUUGUGGUAAAACAUUUACUUACAACUAUUUAAUUUCUGAAACACAGAGCAGGCAUAUUAGAACUGCAACAGCUGCAUGGACAGGAAUAGCUGCAACUCUUCUCAAAAAUGGGUGCACAAUGCAUGGCUUAUUCAAACUUCCUGUUCCAAUUUUGGAAACUAGCACAUGUAAUGUAACUCCAAACUCUAUUCAUGGUAGAUUCCUGAGACAAAUCAGUUUGUAUUUACUUGAUGAAGCAUCUAUGAUACCCAAAUAUGCUUUGAGUGCCAUUGAUAAGCUAUUACAAGAUAUUUGUAAUAACAACUUUCCUUUUGGUGGUAAGGUUAUUCUUAUGGGUGGAGACUUCAGACAAAUACUUCCAGUUGUGAAGCGAGGUCGACCAGCAGAAGUUAUAGAAUCAUGUUUAAAAUGUUCUGAACAUUGGCAAUAUGUGCAAAGGUUCUCAUUAACUGUAAACAUGAGGGUUCAGAUAGAAGAAGAGGAAUUUUCUCAAUGGCUUUUAAAGCUUGGAAGUGGAACAUUACCUGUCAAGCCUGAAGAUCCUUUGCGAGGGUGUAUUGAAAUACCUGAGCUGUGCUUUCUCAGUGAUAAAGAAUCUAUUGUGGAGAAGAUUUUCGGUGGUGCAGAAGAAGCUGAUUAUGCAAAACGUGCUAUUUUAACGCCAACAAAUGUUGAUUCAUUGGCAAUAAAUGAAGAAGUCCUUCAUCGCUUACCCGGUGAUGUGAAAACAUAUUUAAGUUCAGAUAGCAUUGAUACUGAUGAUCUUAAUGAAAUUAAUAAUUUUCCAGUCGAGUUUUUAAAUAGUUUGACUCCAUCAGGUAUGCCUGUUCAUUGCCUAAAAUUAAAAAUUGGUGCUGUUUGA
Molecule: messenger RNA, 879 nt
Organism: Hydra vulgaris (swiftwater hydra)
Lineage: Eukaryota; Metazoa; Cnidaria; Hydrozoa; Anthoathecata; Hydridae
Product: ATP-dependent DNA helicase PIF2-like
Biological process (GO): DNA repair; telomere maintenance
Molecular function (GO): DNA helicase activity
Source: RefSeq, a predicted model, not a curated record